CCGUGGCCGCUCUCAGGUUUCUCUCUGCCCAUAGCCCAAGCACUUCGCGCGAGCCCCGACAGUCGGGCUCUUGCAUUGUAUAUUACCAUUUACUUAAAACUUGCUCGAAAAAUUACAACGCGCUAGUCUAUAAUUCAACAACGUCUAUUGGUUCGUCGUGGUCGUGUCAGCUCAGGUUGAAAGAGCUGGGAGCCGUAGCUAGAAGAAGAAGAAGAUAGCAAGCACUUGGACAGCAACAGACCACGUUAGGGAUUGCCUCCCCAGUUUAUAUACGGCUGCAAUUCUAGAAUCAUCUGGAAACAUUGUUUCAUGUUCUUCUUUACGUUUGCCUUUACCUUUUAUUUUCAGAAACGCUUUCACGGCAAUAAGGAGUGUUACAAUGGCAGUGCACGAAGAAAAGUGGUUGUUGGAAUUUUUCAUUCACACAUUUAUGUGUCAAAAAUGUCCGAAACAUUUCAUGAAUAAUAUAGAAGAUUCACAACCGUCUGUAGAAACACUAACGAAAUUAAAAGAGCACUUAUUACUUAAACAUAAGGAAACAUAUAAUCGUCUGCAAGACCUGUCGAAUAAAAAUUUGUUGCAAUGUUAUAAUUCGAAAUUAAAGUGUCAAAACUGUUAUAAAGACUUUGAGAAUAACACGGACAGUUUCCAACCGUCUAAAGAAACGUUAAUAGAAUUAAGAGAGCACUUGUGCAAUAAACAUAAGAAAAGAUAUGAUCCCGAACGUAACACAGAAUAUAUUGUAAUUAAAGAAAGGGAGGUUCCAGUACGUUCCUCUAUACUAAAACAUUAUUCAUUAUUAAAAGGAGAUGUGGUAAAAUGCAAAAAUUGCUUUCAAAUAAUUUAUAUCGGUACCGAGAACACUAGCUCCUGUAGGACUCUAUAUGAUCACUUAGAAAGUGAACAUGGGGACAAAUACACAAAACAGAUUGAUAAAAAAGUUGCUUGGUAUUGGGACCACAUCACAGAAUUGGACAAGUUGUAUGUGCAAUGCAAUUAUUGUAACAAAAAAUAUGAAAAAUAUAGUGCAAGCAUGAAACAACACAUGAAAAUACACAAGAAAACCUGUCCAACUGUACGCAUUGCUAUGGAUGAUGUGCAUGAUUUGAUCGAUACAGAUAUGAGUACAUCUACAAGAAAAGAGAAAGUUCAAGAAACCUCAGAUUCUUUACGUACGGAUAUGCCCAAAGAGACAGAAGGGACAAAAGUUCUUAACGAAAACUCAUUCUCGGCAAUAAGGAGUGUUAUAAUGGCAGAGCAUGAAGAAAAGUGGGUGUUGCAACAUUAUAUUUGCACAUAUAAGUGUCAAGUGUGUUCUUCACAUUUGGUAAAUAAUAUAAAUAAUUUUCAACCGACAACAAAAACAUUGACAAAAUUAAAGGAGCAUUUAUCUCUUAAACAUCCGAAAACAUGUGAUGGCCUAAGAGACUUAUCAAAUAAUCAUCUGCUGCAAUAUUAUAGUUCGAAAUUAAAAUGUCCAAACUGUAGUGCAGAAUUCCAGAAUAACCCGAAUACUUUCCAACCUUCCAAUGAAACAUUAAUAAAAUUAAAAUUGCACUUAUGCAAUCAACAUAACAAAAAAUAUGAUUUCAAACCUAACACUGAAUAUAAUGUAAUUAAAGAAAUAGAGGUUCCAGUACAUUCCUCUAUACUAGAACAUUAUUCAUAUUUAAAAGGACGUUUGGUAAAAUGCAAAAAUUGCUUUGAAAUAAUCCGUAUCUACAAAGAGGACAUUAAGCUUUGUGAGAUUCUAUAUACUCACUUAAAACGUUACCACGGAGACAAAUACAUAGAAAAGAUUAGUGGUAAAGUAGCUUGGUAUUAUCACCACUUCACAGAAAUGGACAAGUUUUAUAUGAAAUGCAACUAUUGUAAACAAACAUAUCAAAGGAUCAGAGCGUUUAUGAUGCAUAAUCACUUGAAAAAACACAAGAAAACCUGCCCAGUUUUAACCAUCGAUACGGAUGAUACAAGUAUAGAUACACAUAUUGGUACAUCUACCAAAAAAAAGAAACUUCAAGAAGACCCAAAUGAUAUACCUUUGGACCUGUCCAAAAAUACAGGAGUAACAGAAGUUAUUAACGACUGGCACACUUCACCAGAAUCAUGGCUGGUAUACUGGGAAUAAGACAUGGUACCACAAAUACAACUUGCGUACUAUAAGGAGGCUUAAAUUGGAGUGAACUAGACUUGGGCGUUGAAUACCUCACAGUGCCAGCUAAGGGUUAAUAUUAGGUUCUAAUUAUACUAUCACAAUUUCCAUUUGUUUUAUCUGUCCAUGCGUAUAACGGACCUAUAGCAGGAUCAACAACGGACUGUUUUGGAUUUAAGUAUAAAACGGCGCCUGAAAAUGACUGAAUAAUCGAACAAUAUAAUUAUAAUAUUCAAUUCUACUUGUUCCACUAGAAUUUUCACUUUCAUCAUAUCUAUGUAAACAGAUCUAUGGUAAGAACUUCAACAUCAACGGACUAUGUUUACGAUCUGAGCUUGAUACUUUUCUAUGAACAUAUAACUUGAUCUCCAACAUUUCAAAAUUGCGAUAUCUUAAGUAUACAGAAACCAGGCAAAAUAGAAAAAUAUGAUUUACAUACAAAGAAAUGUAUUUCUUUCUCAUGUUAUAUACAACUAAUUCAUCUACUAACUAUUGCACGUUUGACAAUUCGUAAACUAGAACAAUGCGGAUUGUUCGAACGUUCCUAAUUUUGCAAACUUAUUUUAUAUGACUCGUGUAAUAUUACAUAAGAUAUUAUAUUAUAACUCCCAUAAACGUAAUUUAUACAAUGUUUAGUAUUAAUCAAUUUCUUGAAGUAGAUAUUAUGUUUAUAUUUAGUUAACAAGUGACAUAUGAUAAAUAAAUAGCUUAAGAGACAUUACAAAGUGUAUGGAAAUAUGUUUUGUACUCUUUACAGAAACCAAAUAUAAAUUAAGUUUAAAAUUACAUAAAAUAUAAGUAAAUUCACCAAAACGAGGACACACCUUAAAUCAUUUAGUUUAAAAUAUAAAUCAUUUAUUAAUGAACCAAAUAACUAAUAAUUUCUGUUAAAAUAAUAAUUC
Molecule: messenger RNA, 3054 nt
Organism: Vollenhovia emeryi
Lineage: Eukaryota; Metazoa; Arthropoda; Insecta; Hymenoptera; Formicidae
Exons: 5
Coding region: 380-2128 (582 amino acids)
Molecular function (GO): DNA binding
Source: RefSeq, a predicted model, not a curated record